AUGUUUCCAACUGUUAGUGAGACACAUAUCAAGAUAUUGCUUAAAAAGUACUAUAAUCGUGAAGCAGUAGUUAUAAGUGCUUUGCAAGUGGAAAAGCAUCCAAUUACAACACCUGGACCACUAGCAGCAUCACCAUCUGUCAAUCGUCUUCACAAAGGUGCUGUGGGGGUUUACUCGGCUUUACAAUUAGCGAAAGGAGUAUCGAGCUCCUUACAUGGAUCAUGCCAUUCACCAUUUACAUUGACCCCACAAGGUUCUCCAUUAUUACUGCGGCCAUCUUCAUGUGCAUCUAGCUAUUAUGGCACAGUUAAGUCGAUGGACGGCCAAGUUGCUAGACAUCAAUCACCAAAAAUGAAACUAAAGUACAUGAAGAGUGUCUUUCCCAAAGCAGAAGAAACAUUAAUCUUAGAUAUAUUGGCGAACAAGGACAACAAUGUACAACUGGCGAGUGAAGAGCUAAUUUCGAUGGGAUUUAACAAGAAGGAAACAAUUAUAAAUCAAAAUAAGAAAGAAGUAGAGACACCACUGCCUGUUAAGAAAAAUGUUACAAUUAUGAAGACUACUGAAGAGAGAAAUAAGAUCAAAGAAAGUUUCCAGAAGAAAUACAGUAGUAUAGCAGAAAGAGUAGUCUCCAUUGCAUUGGAAAGUGUGGAUUACAAUGAGGAGAGAGCGGAACAGAUAUUAGAUGCAGUCCUUCAGGAAGACCAGGCACCAAAGGUUUCAAAACCAAUAGAUGUUAAAGAAAUAAAGAGAAGCGAUCAAACUGAAAGCAAGAGUUUAUCCAUCAGCGACGUGGAGUACGAGCCGAGACAAACGCCAGCAGCUGUUGUUACACGCCGUAUCAAGACGUGGACCGAGCACUUGAAACCGAUUCUCAAGUGCAGUACAAACCUGGAGUCUAAAUACAGGUCCCAGUAUUCCGUACCGAGUGUAGGACCUAACCCUUCUUUAAGACAAGGACCUAAGGACAAUCUGCUAUUGGAGGAUUAUAUGGCAUGGAAUGGUCCGAAUCCCCAGCUCCACCUUGGUCAAGCCGUGAAACCCGAAGGCCCGGAGUUACGAAAGUCGUCACUGACUACAGUGUGUGGCCCUUCAGGGAGCGCAAAGGGGCCAGCAGGAAUUGCAAAAGGAUCGAUGUAUAAACUCAACAAAAAAUCUGCUAAAAUUGUGGUGUAA
Leptosia nina is the source of this 1176-nucleotide messenger RNA. The record is from the annotation of a GenBank genome assembly. NCBI's taxonomy places the organism in Eukaryota, Metazoa, Arthropoda, Insecta, Lepidoptera, Pieridae.